GCAACAUGCUAGUGCAAGCUUAUAACCUAAUGGCUCACGCCUUCCUUCUCUUCCUCUUAUUCCCUUACAUUAUAUCCACGAAUAUUCAUGCCUGCAAACAAAUUGAACGCAGCUCCCUCUUGUCCUUUGCCUCCACUCUCUCUUCUCCUCCUUUAAAUUGGACAUCCAUUGAUUGCUGUCGUUGGAAGGGCAUCACUUGUGAUCAAGAUGGUUGGGUAACCCGUUUGCUCUUGCCUUCCAAAGGGCUCAAAGGAGGUAUCUCUCCCUCUUCACUUGCAAAUCUCACGCAUCUCACUCACUUGAACCUUUCCCACAAUUCACUAUAUGGUUCACUUGAAACUCAGUUCUUCUUGUCUUUGAAUCGACUUGAGAUCCUUGAUUUGAGCUAUAAUUGUCUUUCUGGAGAGCUACCACUUUCUCUACCAUCCAGCAAUAUCCGGACAGUGGAUUUGUCCAGCAAUCACUUCUUUGGUGCAAUUCCAUCUUCAUUCUUCCAACAAGGAAGCAACUUGACUAGUUUCAAUGUCAGCAACAACACCUUCACUGGGUAUGUUCCAUCCUCCCUUUGUGUCCAUUCUUCUCCCUCCCUUAGGCUAUUGGAUUUUUCUUCCAAUGUAUUCAGUGGCAACCUUGCUCCUGGGCUAGGGAAGUGUUCCAAACUGCAGGUUUUUCGUGCCGGUCACAAUAACCUCUUAGGAUUAUUUCCAGAAGAUAUCUAUAAUGCUACCAAACUUGAAGAAAUUGCAUUACCUCUCAAUUCACUACAUGGAGCCAUUAGUGAUAAAAUUGUCAACCUCACCAACCUUGCCAUCCUUGACCUCUCCUAUAAUCAUUUUGGUGGCGAGCUUCCUCUCAAUUUGGGGAAGCUCUCCAAGUUGAAGUUUGUGACUUUUGAUUUCAACAAUUUAGAAGGUGCUUUGCCCCCAUCUCUGAUGAAUUGCACAAACCUUGUAGAAUUGCAUUUGGGAUCCAACAGCUUGGAAGGAGAUAUCUCCAUCCUUGAUUUUUCCAGACUUAGUCAACUUACUAAACUGGAUCUAAGGAACAAUAACUUCACUGGGGCAAUAAAGAUAUUGAUGAGUUGCAAAAGUCUUCACACACUCAUGCUUGAUGGUUCCUUUGUAGGCGAGGGAAUGCCAUCUGAUGAUGACAUGGUAGAUUUUGAUGGAUUCCAAAAUCUAAAGCUUUUGAGUUUGGCUAGUUCUAACUACACGGGUCAAAUACCUGUAUGGUUAUCAAAGCUCAAGAAUUUACAGAUCUUGGAAAUGCGUUCUAAUCAAAUCACAGGGCCAAUUCCAAGUUGGUUGGGGACUUUUCCUAGACUGUUUUAUAUAGACUUGUCAGACAACCAAAUUUCAGGUGAAUUUCCAAAGCAACUUUGUAGAUUACCAAGGUUGCUUUAUGAACCUAAAGUAGAAGACCAAUAUGAAUUUGAAUUGCCUACCUUCAUUAGCGAGAUAAUCGCAAAUCAAAGUUAUCUACAACAAAAAUUGUCUUAUUUUCCACAAACGAUAGACUUAUCUAACAAUAAUAUUAGUGGUCAUAUACCUACUGAGAUCGGCCAAUUGCAGCUUCUCCACCAGUUUUUUCUUGGCUCCAACAACUUCUCCGGCAUCAUUCCAAACCAAAUAUCUAACCUAAAAAAUCUAGAGGUUUUAGAGUUCUCCUCAAAUCAUUUUUCUGGAAUAAUCCCAUCGUCAUUGGUGAGCCUUAAUUUCUUGAGAGAAUUUAAUGUCUCUUACAAUAAUCUUGAAGGACCAAUACCAACAAGCACCCAGCUCCAAAGCUUCAAUGCUUCUGCCUUUGAGGGGAAUCCAAAACUUUGUGGUGCCCCACUUCCCAAUAAGUGUGGACCAAAUAAGGACAUGGAUGUAGAUAACAAAAACAACAAAGACGAGGGCAAUGGGCAUCAUCAACUUUCGUGGUUUUAUAUUUUCGUUAUGUUGGGGUUCAUAGUAGGAUUUUGGGGAGUGUGUGGUUCUUUAUUCUUCAUUUCAAAGUAACUGGACUCAAAUUUAAAGGAUAUAUGUUGUUCGGUUCAUAAAGCUAUGGGGGAAAAGAAACCCUAAACUCAU
This is a messenger RNA of Prunus mume (Japanese apricot), 2075 nucleotides long. The record is from RefSeq and is a predicted model, not a curated record. Lineage: Eukaryota; Viridiplantae; Streptophyta; Magnoliopsida; Rosales; Rosaceae.